UCGUUAAAAUAUUUAAAAGUUUUUUAAUAAAGGGUACUAAAAGCUUUAUAUUGUUUUUAUUUAAAGUGUAAUUAUUUAUGGAAUCUUUAUUACAGUCAUGACGAUCUGGAUGAUGAAGAUGAUCUUACUCAUGGCAGUUCGGCGAAAACUGAUAAACAGGAAGAUUUUCAUCAGAUGCUCAACGAUUGGCAGGAUCACUUGUCUUCUAUGAAGACUUUUGACGAGGAGCACCCAGAUUCUUCUGCAAUUUUGACUGGGCUUCAAAACUCUGUGAUAGAUGAAUUGUUACCUGAGCAUUCGUCAGAACCUAUUAAAAUUAAGCAGGAGUAUCCAAGUGAAUCAUGUUCUAGUCAGAUAGCAUGUAGAAAAUUAGUCGAAGAAGAAAUCGAAUCUCCAGUAAAACGAAUCAAGAGAAACUCAGUAUGUGCUCUCGUAGCCGAUGAUGCUAGGAGCUUACUAGAACAGUUCGAAGCUUCGGAAAUUAUUUGUUCAAACAAAGGAAUCAAAGUUGAAAAAAUAAACAACGAAAUCACUUGCGAUGCAUCGUCUGUCAAAAUGGUCGACACCAAAAAGGAGGAUAGUGGUGAAUCUAUUCAAUUAGAUCACGACUAUUGCAAUGGAGUAUCUGGCUCUGAGAAGUCGGCAGUACUUUCUAAAAACUUCUAUCAUUCCACUGCAGCUGACUAUGGACAAACUAAUUAUUCACGCUUACCAGAAUAUUACGCAGCUCUAGCUCCUCAAAAAUCACUUCAUUCGAAAUCAAUCAAAGAUUGGUCUGAUAAAAAUUCAAAGAAGGAUUCUGGCCUUGAGUCUGGUGAUGUGAGUGAUGCCAGUGAAGAGGUGGUACCUCGAGCCUUCAAAAACGUGCCGAUGGUUUCCGUAUUGAAGCGCAAUCAUUUGCCCAAAGCGGCGACCCCUCCAUCUGCUGCAGUCGAUCCAAAAGACACGCAAGUCAUAGAGACAGCAACUCAACUCGAUGUUGAAAAUCAACCGUUGCCAAGGAAAAGAAAACUGAAUCUUGAAGAGUACAGGAGCAGGAUAGAAGAAAGAGAAAAAGAAGAAGGCCCAAUUCCAAUUACCAAAAAUAAUAAAAGUUGGGGUGCUCAAACUGCUGAGCAAAAAAUGGAGCAAAAGUCUGUAACUGAAACUGCAAGCUCUCCUAAGAAAGUUGAAGUAAAGAGUGUGGAAGUGCAGGCCACUCCUGAGGAAAUUAUUAAUGCUACAUCAGCUGCUACAGAAAGUGUUUCGAAAAGCAAGAGCAGGAGAAGUGGUGCCGAUGCUGGCGCUGAUAGUCCGAGGCGUCGUCGACACUACAGGAGUCGCAGAGUCAGCACUUCUAGUUCAACAAGUACGGAUUCUAGGCUCAGUCGGCACCGCUCUCACAAGCGAGCGAAAACAUCCAGAAGUAAUAGGCGGUCCUGGUCAAGAUCUAGAGGUAGGAGAUCAUGGUCACGGUCACGGUCACGGUCACGUUCUAGAUCUUCUUCAGCCUGUUCAACUUGUUCAACGUGUAGUUCCAUAUCAGUAAGUUCUAGAAAUCGGUCUCGAACAAGUAGUAGAUCUCGUCGUCAUGGACGCCACCAACCACUGUGGAAAACGAAAGACAGGUUCAGCAGGACGCUCAAGCCUCAUGAGCGACGUAGGAGGCGUAGUCAAUCAUCAAGGUCUUCCAAUAGAAGUAGUAGGGAUGCGCCGAGGCUGGACGAAAGGGACCAGGCUGAGAAAAUAAGGCAGGUUGAGGAGAGGAGAGUCAUUUAUGUUGGCAGAAUUGAGGAAGGCACUACCAAAGCCGACCUGAGACAGAGAUUCCAAGUAUUUGGACCAAUUGUAGAUAUAAGUGUGCACUUCCGAGACCAUGGUGACAACUAUGGAUUUGUCACAUUCGCUUACAAAGUUGAUGCCUAUGAGGCUGUUGAGCAUGGUAAUAAUGACAAGUCGCUGCCUCAGUACGAUCUCAGCUUUGGAGGAAGGAGAGCUUUCUGCAAGCAACGUUAUGCUGACCUAGACAUUGAAAGGAACAACAGGUCGUACCAGGGUGGUGGCGUGUUGGGUCAACAUGGCUCCAACGACUCGUUCGACGCGCUGCUGCGUGAAGCUCAAGCCAAACUGCGCAAGCGAUCAUCAGUCUGACGUCUGACCCACCCUCCCCACUAUUGGUGCUCAUCAGUGUCUCUCAUACAGUUGAUCAGUUUCAUCAUUCAAUUGAUUCUUUGACAUAAUUCUAUUACUCGGCAACUUGUUAAUUUUUAUUUUUUCUUAAGUUAUCAAUAAUACCCUGUUGUGUUUUAUGAAGCAAUUUUAUUCUUGAAAACUCGCUGAUUUUGUUCAAGAAAAUAUUCAUGAUCAAUGAAAAUUAUCAAUGUAUCACUAACUGAAGGCUAAAUUGUUUGAUAACAUUUUUAUAAGUAGGCCUAAAAAGUUUGGAGAAUCAUGUGAUUUUCCAAUAAAUUGCACUGUUUUUCAAACGCGAUGUGACUACUAUAUCUUCAAAGACAAAUGUUUCGGUUUCGGCUCACCUCACGUAUAGGAAACAAGUAUCUGUUGGAAAAAUGGACUGUACCUAAUUUUCUUACAUGUCAAGAUCCACAGAUCACUUUAUGUCUUCUGGUUCGGAAGAUAUUUAAUAUAUAUAUAUAUUGUUUCUGGUAGACCCAAAAAAUGCUUGUUAUGUGUUUGUUGUACGACUUCGAAAUAAUGAAUAAUCUAGAGUAUUUAGAUUAAUACAUUUAUAUCCACGGGUUUGAAAUAGAAAUAUAAUUAUUGUGGUAGUAUCAAGUUACUACAAUCAUCGCUGGUAGGAAAAUGUUCUAGAUGAAGAUAGAAGGAAAAAUGAGAAUAUGCAUUGAUUAGAUUAUUUAAUUGCCAUCAAAUGCAUGCUAAUUUUAUUGAUUAUAAUAUGUCUUUUAUGUUGAACUAUUUGCUCCACACAAAUAUUUUGUUCCAUUGCCCUGAAAUAUAGGUACUAUAUUAAAAAUCGACCAACACAAAAAAUAAUGGUUGAAGUAGUAAACAACGAAAUAAUCAAAACUAGGAAUGUAAUCACGGAAUUUUUCAUUAUAAAUCAAUCAUGAUGUCAGCUGUUUCAUUUCAGGUUUUAUGUAGGUCCAAAAUAUUUGUUUAUUUUAUUGGUUUAUAAUAUAGUAUUUUUAAUGAAAUUGUACUGUGUUCAAACUUGCAUUUCACAUUAGUCGUAACUCUAGAUGAAACAUAAGCUACUUUACGACUAUGACUGUAAUGUACGAUUUGCAACAUGAGUUUUGUUGAAUUUUAUUGUAGAUUAUAAACUAGAUAAUAUUAUUGACCAUGUAAAUAACUUACUCCGCUUUGCAUUAUGUCGUGGGUUGUGUUAUAGAAGAAAACUUGUAUCGUUUUUUACAUCCGUUAUCAAUUGCCGGGGCUUUGUUAACUUUGAUAAAAUUGUUGCUAAAAACUCUGUUAUUUAAACAUCAUGCUAUAGUACUUUUUCAGAUUCUUAAAAAAUCAAUUGGUCUCCUAUAAUUAGUAUAUUACCUUUGUUGAGACAGAUCAACUCCAAGUGUAAGAUAGAUUCAAUUUUUUUAGAGGAACUUUUAGCCUCUAAUUUAACCUUAUAUAAUAUAUUCAAUGUCAUUUUAUUCUGCAAUUUAUUGUUUUCAUCUUUCUCCGGCUCAAAUUUAUUAGUUGCUGUUCUUAACGCAUCUUCAAAAAAUAUCUAAAAUUCAAAUCAGUUAUUUUUACUUUCUUCUAUGACCAAUGUUCUACUGAAUUCAAACGCGUGUCAUUCUUUCUACUUAUGUAAUUACUGGCUACAAUGUAUGUCUUCUAUAUCUGCUCAAGAACUGUUUCUGUUUAUAUUACGUAGUAGAUGUAAGUUUUCAAUCUGUGAUAGGAUAUGUUUGAUUUAGGUGUUGAUUUUUAACGUCAGAUUGGUUCGUAGGUUGAUGUUGAUCAUUAAUGAGAGGGUUAUGUUUCCUAACUAAUUCAGAAUUACACUAGCGAAGAUUUUAAGUUUUUAACUUGAUUGAUUAAAUGAAUAGAAUUGUAUGCCAAUUUGAAAUUGACAAGUUAACAUAGACGUAUCAAUUCAAAACUACCUUUGGAGACUUAUAAAGUCAGAUUGAAUACUUUUGUUGCCAUUACUAUUGAGAAUAAGUUUAUUUCACAAGUAUCAUAACUGUAUUAUCUAUCGAAUAUCUACAUUGUGUAAAUAUCAAUCAAAUAAUCAUUGAAUACUUAAUCAUAGUUAUAACAAUAGCUAUUUUUCAUUAUGUUUCUAUUUAAAUAUCUUAAGCAUGUUAUAGCUGGUUUGAUUUAUUAUGAAGAAUAUUAUUUUAGAAGUAAGAGAUUUGAAAAUAUAGUCAGUCAACUGACAAUGAACUAUAUUUUGAGCCAUUUUAUAAUUAAUUCAUUUUAUUUCAAUUCAACUUCGUUAAGGCGACUGAUUUUAAUAUAAUUCAAUCAGGUGUCCUUUCAAAUUGUAUUGUAUUGGUUGAUUCUGCUUUUAAAUUACAGAUUGACAAUUUUUUUAUAAUUAACAACUAUUUUGUGACAAUUAAACAAGAAAACGUCUAAUGCUACAAAUAUUGUGUUAACUGAAGAGUUGAGUUUUAGUGCUUCGAUUACUUGGUUGAAAAUAAGUCUGUUUACAGAUGUCUGAUUUUGGAACUUGAAAGAACUCAUCAACAAAGGAAUGCAUAAUUUUGAUGUACGAGUUCUUGUUAUUUUUUAUGGUUUGAAAUCAAUUUAACUCUGUUGGAAUCAGAUGUAAUUUGUGUUAGUUGAUUAUGCAUAUUUUUAAUUACCGUUCUUAAAUCAAUAGUUAGGGGAUCACCUGAAUAAGACAAAAAGUAGCACUUAAAUCAUGUAUUGAAUGAUUGUUAUUAUGUUCAUGUAAUUGAUCAAUAAAUCCGAAGAUUUUAUUUAAA
Nilaparvata lugens (brown planthopper) is the source of this 4904-nucleotide messenger RNA. It is a transcript of the gene srl, whose product is annotated as serine/arginine repetitive matrix protein 2. Gene Ontology annotation, cellular component: nucleus. Bases 175 to 2130 code for a protein of 651 amino acids. Gene Ontology annotation, biological process: positive regulation of transcription by RNA polymerase II. The transcript has 9 exons. Gene Ontology annotation, molecular function: RNA binding; transcription factor binding. NCBI's taxonomy places the organism in Eukaryota, Metazoa, Arthropoda, Insecta, Hemiptera, Delphacidae. The record is from RefSeq and is a predicted model, not a curated record.